AUGUCUGGCCCCAUGCGAGACGUUAUUUUUACCCCGCUUCAAGAGGGGCGUGCGGUGGCCCGGCGCGAUCGCGAUUUCGUGCCAACGAGCAUUAUUAUUGACAAAAUGUGCCGCGUAUACGUCACUCAGAUCCCGUUAGAGCGCAUUGAGCGAGAUGGUGCCAACGCGUUGCGUGCGGAGUUUGAGGCAUUCGGCCCUGUGGAGUCGUACAAGAUGUUUACCGAGCGGUCAGGACGCUUCAUUGGGAGUGUGUUGUGCACCUAUCGCAACCCCGCAGACGCCAGUGCGGCGGUGCAGAACAUGAACGGGCAACAAAUUGAAAGUAGUGUUCUGCAGGUUUCUCUCUCCCGUGAUCACAGCGUUGUGACGCUGCGCCAGGCCGGACCUAAAGGCCGUUACGGCGGCGGCUCUGAAGAGGUUGAUGGGGGUGGCAAGUGGCAGCAUGAUCAGUACCAGGCCCUUCUGGAGGGAGGCAGCGUCGGCGGCGAGAUGGUGGGCCGGUAUGCAUCCCACCACGGUGGUCGCGGCGGCGGGCGUGGGAGGCGUGGUGGCCGCAGCGGUCUUUACGGCAUAGAUGAGGCCUUUGAGCGCUACAUUGCGUCCCGCGACAAGGAGGCCGUGGAGCACCGUCACAAAGUGAGCCUCAGCGGUGGUGAGGAUGCCUCCAAACACAAAGAAACGGGCACUAGUGAGGGGAGUGGUGUCACCGGCGACGACAACGUUGAUAACGGCGGGGCGGCACCGUCCUCAGUUGGCGGAAGUCAUGAGGAUGAGCAGGCGGAGCAGUAG
Molecule: messenger RNA, 789 nt
Organism: Trypanosoma rangeli
Lineage: Eukaryota; Euglenozoa; Kinetoplastea; Trypanosomatida; Trypanosomatidae
Product: putative RNA-binding protein
Exons: 1
Coding region: 1-789 (262 amino acids)
Molecular function (GO): RNA binding
Source: RefSeq, a predicted model, not a curated record